This is a messenger RNA of Protobothrops mucrosquamatus (brown spotted pit viper), 1374 nucleotides long. RefSeq names its product forkhead box D2 (gene FOXD2). Gene Ontology annotation, molecular function: DNA-binding transcription factor activity, RNA polymerase II-specific; RNA polymerase II cis-regulatory region sequence-specific DNA binding. Gene Ontology annotation, biological process: regulation of transcription by RNA polymerase II; cell differentiation; anatomical structure morphogenesis. NCBI's taxonomy places the organism in Eukaryota, Metazoa, Chordata, Lepidosauria, Squamata, Viperidae. The record is from RefSeq and is a predicted model, not a curated record.
AUGACCCUGGGCUGCAGCAGCGGGAGCAGCCGGCCCUGCGGCUUGCUGGCGGCCCCCUCGCCGGAGGAGGACGAGGAGGACGAGGCCCUGUCCGACCUGGAGGAUGCCGACAUCGACGUGGUGGGGCCCCCCCACGAGCACGGGCAGGCCAAGUUCAGCGAGGAGGAGGAGGACGAGGACGAGGAAGAGGACGAGCUGCGCCUCCUCCCCAAACAGGCGGUGCGGGUGAGGCUGUCGCCAGUCCAGCGAGGAGGCCCGGAGGCCACGCUGGGCGACAAUCACGUCGCUGCAGCGGCUCCGGCGGCUCCGGCGGGGUCUCCGGGGUCGGCGGCCGCCUCGGUGUCCGCCUCGUCCUCGUCCUCGUCCUCGUCGGGCGGCGCUUCGGGGGCGGGCAAAAACCCCCUGGUGAAGCCGCCCUACUCCUACAUCGCGCUCAUCACCAUGGCCAUCUUGCAGAGCCCCAAGAAGCGGCUGACGCUGAGCGAGAUCUGCGAGUUCAUCAGCGGCCGCUUCCCCUACUACCGCGAGAAGUUCCCGGCCUGGCAGAACUCCAUCCGCCACAACCUGUCGCUCAACGACUGUUUCGUCAAGAUCCCUCGCGAGCCGGGCAACCCGGGGAAGGGCAACUACUGGACUCUGGACCCGGAGUCCGCAGACAUGUUCGACAACGGCUCCUUCCUGCGCCGGAGGAAGCGCUUCAAGAGGCAGCAGCAGCAGCUCCACCCGCAGCCGCCCGAGCUCCUCUUGCGCGCCGCCGCCGCCGCCGCCGCCACCGACCCGGCGGCUUUCCUGCCGGGUUUCGCCUACGGACCUUACGGCUACAACUACGGGCUGCAGCUGCAGUUUCCACCACCACCACCAUCACCACCACCACCCGGUGGCCGCCGGCGGAGGACGGCGGGGACUUUUUCCUUCCAGACUUCGUCCUGCACCCUGCCUCCUCCGCCGCCGCCGGGCCCUGGGGCCACCACGGCGACCGCCCCGUCCGUCUUCUCCGGCGGACUCUCCUCUUUCCUGGGAGGCGACCUAAGUUGCAGGAAAGCUUUCUACCCGGCGGGGCAGCUUAGCCCUACCGCUUCCCUCCUCCAGAGCCUCAAGGCGGACCAGGGAGCAGGCAACAGGCCUUCUUUUUCCAUAGACAAUAUCAUCGGGGGCGGCGGCGCGGCCCCUCCGCCUUCCAGUAGCUCCACGGUCAGCGCCACAGAUUCGCCCUUCCCGGCGGGCCAUGCCGGGAGCCAAGCGCAGGUCCUGGCUAUGUUGUCUCCAGCUCUGACUCCCUUACCGAACCAUUUGAGCCUCACCCACGAAUCGCUCCUGCAAUCGGGACAAAACUUUUCCAGUAAACUCACAAACCUCAACAACUGUCCUUUUUAA